GUCCCAACGUAAAAUGACGUUGACAGUUUGAUAUUAUACAUUAAACAUUCCGAAUUGUUUUGAUUUAUAAAAUUUUAAACCCUUAGCCGACAAAUACAGAAUGGAUUUUUUCAAAUCUAUACCAACUCAUAUUGAUUAUGUUGGGCAAGCAAAGGCUGAAAAACUUUACCGAGCUAUAAUAACAUUAUUUAGCAUUGUAGGAUUCAUUUGGGGUUACAUAGUUCAGCAAUUCUCACAGUCGGUGUAUAUUCUCGGAGCUGGAUUUAUUUUAGCCGCAAUUCUGACUGUGCCACCGUGGCCUAUGUACCGGAGAAACCCUUUGAACUGGCAGAAUCCGAGGAGUACCGAAGAAAAACCAACUGGAAAAAAAGGAAAGAAGUAAUACGUGUCCGGGUGUGAUCGUCGCUAUGUGUUAAUAAAAUAUAAAAUAAUAAAGAAUUAAGCUUA
Zerene cesonia (dogface butterfly) is the source of this 447-nucleotide messenger RNA. It is a transcript of the gene Spase12, whose product is annotated as signal peptidase complex subunit 1. The transcript has a single exon. Gene Ontology annotation, cellular component: endoplasmic reticulum membrane; signal peptidase complex. The record is from RefSeq and is a predicted model, not a curated record. The coding region runs from base 101 to 382 and encodes 93 amino acids. Gene Ontology annotation, biological process: protein targeting to ER. Lineage: Eukaryota; Metazoa; Arthropoda; Insecta; Lepidoptera; Pieridae.